Xiphias gladius (swordfish) is the source of this 1828-nucleotide messenger RNA. It is a transcript of the gene klf6a, whose product is annotated as Kruppel-like factor 6a. The transcript is spliced from 4 exons. Lineage: Eukaryota; Metazoa; Chordata; Actinopteri; Istiophoriformes; Xiphiidae. Gene Ontology annotation, molecular function: RNA polymerase II cis-regulatory region sequence-specific DNA binding; DNA-binding transcription factor activity, RNA polymerase II-specific. Gene Ontology annotation, biological process: regulation of transcription by RNA polymerase II. The record is from RefSeq and is a predicted model, not a curated record. Bases 285 to 1145 code for a protein of 286 amino acids.
GUUGCCCAUCCAGUCCGGUGCAGUGUUUGCAAAUACCGUGAACGCGAGCGAGAGCAGAAGCAAGGGGGGAACUGACGGACGGGACGGACGGACGCUCGUCUCCUGCUGCUGCCGCUGCUGAAAACAAGCGCUUCUCCCUGGUCAUCGCAGGGGAUCGCUCUCGGUCCUUUCGCUGGGGCUUUUCCUACCUGAGAAAAAUAUUCAAGUGCAUCUGAAUUUUCCUUUUUUCUUCUUCUUCUUCUUCUUUUUUUUUUUUUUUUUAAAAACAAGCUCCGGGGAAAACAAUGGAUGUUCUACCCAUGUGCAGCAUCUUUCAAGAACUUCAGAUAGUUCACGACACGGGCUAUUUCUCCGCCCUGCCGUCACUGGAGGAGUACUGGCAGCAGACGUGUCUGGAGUUGGAGCGCUACCUGCAGAGCGAGCCGUACGUCUCCACGUCUGACCUCAAGUUCGACGGCCAGGAGGACCUCUGGAGCAAGCUGAUCUUGGCCUGCGGGGAUAAGGCCAAGGCCGAGGCCGACCCAAAGCUGCCCCCGGCCCAGGAGGAGGACAAUCAGGACAGCCAAAUCUUGGACACCAACAGUGUGAAUUCAGACGCCAGCAGCGAGGCUUCAGACAGUUCUGAGGAGCUCUCGCCCACGCACAGCUUUACCUCCAACCCUCUGGGCUCUGUCCUGGUUGGCUCCGGACCUUUUAGCCCCUCCGUCAUUAGCACUCCCCCGUCCUCGCCAGAGGCCACCUCGGAGCCCGCCGCCGUGACGAAGGGCUGGGUUGCCACGCACGCCGAGUUGCACUUGCCGGUCAAAAUUAGGAGCGGCGGGGUGGCAAAGAGUUCGGAAAAGACGGGACUCAUCUGCGGCGACGCGUCGCCAGACGGCAGGAGGCGAGUACACAGGUGCCACUUCAACGGGUGUCGCAAGGUUUACACGAAGAGCUCCCACCUUAAAGCACACCAGCGCACUCAUACGGGUGAAAAACCAUACAGGUGUUCAUGGGAGGGCUGCGAGUGGCGUUUUGCACGAAGCGACGAGCUGACCAGACACUUCAGGAAGCACACUGGGGCGAAGCCAUUCAAAUGCACUCACUGUGACAGAUGUUUCUCCAGGUCUGACCAUCUGGCUCUUCACAUGAAGAGGCACAUCUAGAGCAGGGCAAGCACCAACCAAGCAACGCAGUGAAGGGGAAAGUUUUUAAAAGAAAAAAAAACAAAAAAAAAACAAACGCCGUCUCCCGACCAGUCUCUUGGUUGAACUGUCCCAGAGCAGAGUGGCGGGAGUGUGUUCCAGCCAAAGCAUGCCGUUUUGCACCAUACUGAAACCCAGUGCCUCCAGGACCUCUCUUUGGAGAAAGGCGCUCUGAAGGUUGUCUGUUGCAGCAAGAGGACAAAAUCAUGGAUGGGGAAGAAUUUGUUUUAAUUGAGAAGGACUUACAAAAAAGACAAAAAAAAACAAACAAAAAAAAAAACAAAAAAAACGAUAAAAGACACACAAACAAAAAGAGUGAAUGACAUGUAUGUAUGGUGCAUGAUGUUUUGGGGACAUCUCCCGGACAGCAGAUACACUGGUACUUUACAAAACUGUCUGAGGUAAGCAUGUGUGCACUGUGAAUGUCUGUGAUUGGCCGACUGGCCCCCCUGGAAAGAGGGAAGAAGAGAGGAGUUUUGGGAGAGGAGAUGGAUUGAUGGAUGGUGCGGGGCUGGUACCAAUGUUGCUGUGGACUGAAUGGGUUUCUGGGGGAAACAUUCCACUUGUGGUUCCCCAGUGGCAGUGUGAGGAUGAGACAGGGAGGAAGUUCCUGCCUGCCUGUCUGUCUGACACCCAGAUGAUGU